Messenger RNA from Phoenix dactylifera (date palm), 1093 nucleotides. NCBI's taxonomy places the organism in Eukaryota, Viridiplantae, Streptophyta, Magnoliopsida, Arecales, Arecaceae. The record is from RefSeq and is a predicted model, not a curated record.
AGAACGUUUCGGUAGCCCAGUCAAUCGAGGCACAUUCGCCGACUACUGUUCUUCUUUCUUUGAUAUUUCUCUUCCCUCCGAACUCCUCUUUGAACGCAAAUUCCAGGGUUUCGGCGCGCCGCAUUGCGGGAUUCUAGGGUUCAGGGCGAUCUACGAGAUGUUUCUCACGAGGACGGAGUAUGACAGAGGCGUCAACACUUUCUCACCGGAGGGAAGGCUGUUUCAGGUCGAAUACGCAAUCGAGGCGAUCAAGUUGGGGUCGACUGCGAUCGGUUUGAAGACGAAGGAGGGUGUCGUGCUCGCUGUUGAGAAGCGUGUCACGUCUCCUCUGCUGGAGCCAAGCAGUGUAGAAAAGAUCAUGGAGAUUGAUGAACACAUAGGUUGUGCUAUGAGUGGAUUAAUUGCUGAUGCACGCACUCUUGUUGAACAUGCACGAGUUGAAACCCAGAAUCACAGUUUCUCAUAUGGUGAGCCAAUGUCAGUCGAGUCUACCACACAAGCUCUCUGCGAUCUGGCCCUUAGAUUUGGUGAAGGCGAUGAAGAAUCUAUGUCACGUCCUUUUGGGGUGUCUCUCCUAAUUGCAGGACAUGAUGAGAAUGGGCCUAGCUUAUACUACACAGACCCAUCUGGCACAUUUUGGCAGUGCGAUGCAAAAGCAAUAGGAUCUGGUUCAGAAGGAGCUGACAGCUCCUUGCAAGAGCAGUAUAACAGGGAUAUAUCCCUUCAGGAAGCUGAAACGAUAGCACUCUCAAUCCUGAAACAAGUGGUGGAAGAAAAGGUAACACCAAACAAUGUUGACAUUGCAAAGGUGGCUCCGACUUAUCACCUCUAUUCUCCUUCUGAGGUCGAAGCUGUCAUCAAUCGCCUGUAAAAGAAUUGGUCGAGUGCUGUCAUUAUUCAACUCCAUUGCCUUCGACACUGCAGCCAGGGCUAGAGACCCUUUUUGAUGGAAUGCAAAUUGUCAUAAGUUGCAUGACUGAAUUGGCUUUUAUUUAUCACACUGGAUGUGAGUUGUGCUUCUUUGAUGACAUAAAGUUUAAAUGUGGGACUUGCUCUUUUUCGUAAUGAUUACUUUUUCUUUGGUUGCAUCAAA